AUGCACAUGGACUCUGAGCCAGGUAGUGCGAAGACCAAUCCUAUUGUGAUUGAAGAUGAAGCCAUUAUUUCAGAAGAAUCAGUCAACAGCGCCGUUGGCCCUUGUAUUUGCUGUACUAAGGAGGUGAAUGCCUUGAUUGAUUCUCCGAAUUGGCCGCUCCCGAAUGUGGAGGAAGAGCUAAGUGAGGAUAUUCUUCUUUCUCUGGGUGAAUGGGGUACUCAGCAAGCUGAAAUGAUGAAUUCUGACAUCUCAACUGGUGUGGAAUCUAACCCUUUUGUAAUCUAUAUUGAUGACGAUUGGUGUUCUACCCCAUGCACUUCCCAAGCGCAUACCGGAGUUCCGAAGAAUGACGCAGGAUAUCUCGACUGUCCUCCUACGGAGGUCUUUAGCCCACCUGUCACAUCGAUGAUUCAACCGAAGAUUGAACCAAAAGAUUAUGAACUGGUUUCAGCCUAUGCCCACUAUUCCGGGUCUGGCACACAGGCCAAUCCUAUAGUGAUAGGCUUGCCUUCGGAUCUUCCACCCCACACGCGUGAUGAAUGGUGCGAUUCGACAGCCACCCCUGUCUCUGAUAAUGACACUGAGGCCAUGAAUACACCUGAUUUCUGGGCGAGUUUGGGACACGAGUAUGCAGAGACGUACACGGCUGCAACAUUCGGACAAGAAUCUUGGGAACAAACAAAUACCUUGCACCCCAAUGUUCAGGAAAUUUAUGAUCAGGAACCGGGGGCAACGGUGACUUCUUCUUCCAAAGAUAUCAGUCUUUUUUCUAGUUGUGAGGAUAAAACAGGUAAGCUUAUAAUCAAGGCGCCUCUCUACCUGUCAAUUUUGACUAAUUCAUCCAAAGCAUCCGAAAGAAAAUAUGAUAGCCUGGAAAUUCAUAUACCGCCGAAGCGCAAACUAUCCGAGAACGUUCAACCUCGCCGGUCGAAGCGCAAACUAUCUGAAAAUGUUCAACCUCGCCGGUCGGCGCGUCUGGCUACACUUUCGAAGCAUCUGGCUAUUACAAAGUAA
Messenger RNA from Penicillium verhagenii, 1014 nucleotides. RefSeq lists its product as uncharacterized. The record is from RefSeq and is a predicted model, not a curated record. The transcript has 2 exons. NCBI's taxonomy places the organism in Eukaryota, Fungi, Ascomycota, Eurotiomycetes, Eurotiales, Aspergillaceae. Bases 1 to 1014 code for a protein of 337 amino acids.